Molecule: messenger RNA, 1374 nt
Organism: Saccostrea echinata
Lineage: Eukaryota; Metazoa; Mollusca; Bivalvia; Ostreida; Ostreidae
Product: serine--tRNA ligase, mitochondrial-like
Exons: 13
Coding region: 5-1360 (451 amino acids)
Biological process (GO): mitochondrial seryl-tRNA aminoacylation
Cellular component (GO): mitochondrion
Molecular function (GO): ATP binding; tRNA binding; serine-tRNA ligase activity
Source: RefSeq, a predicted model, not a curated record
UAUUAUGAAUUUAUGUGUAUGCAGAAAAAUGAAAGCUUUACAGUUAAUGAGAAGGAUUUCUAUCCCAGACUUCACAUUCUGCAAAACAAAAAUCCUCACCAGAUUUUUAAGUUCUAGCGAUAGCAUUAAAGAAUGGACCCAGCCAUUUGAUCCUCCUGUCCCAGAGUUUGAUUGGCAAUACCUGUGUAACGACAAAAAUCAAAAGGAAAUAAAGGAAAACAUUAUUAACAGGAAAGGAAUAGGAGACAUAGAGAAAGUGAUUUCUUUGUGGAAAUUAUAUCAAAAGGAAACGAAUGUUGCACUGAAAGGCUCCCUGCUACAACAGUUAAAUGAAGCAGCAUCUGCACUUCCCAACAGAACCUCUCCAGCAUCACCAAUAGGAAGUGAGGAUGUGGCUGAGUGUAAAGGGCUGUAUGGAGCAAGAAGAGAUUUUACGUUUAAACCACAGUCUGUGCUAGAAAUUGGACAGAGAUUAAAUCUUUUAAGAAUAAGUGAUGUUGGCCACACUACAGGACCACGGACCUACUACUUAAUGUCUGACUUUGCUAAAUUGGAGCAGGCCUUGAUUAGGUACACCUUGGACCAUCUUCUGCUUAGAGGGUUCUCCCUGGUGUCUGUCCCAGAUCUCCUAAAUUCUAAUGUCGUUGAAGCUUGUGGAUUCAAAACAACAGGAGACAGGAACCAGGUUUAUAAAGUAGAUUCACAUCACCAUGACAACCUCUGUUUAGCAGGAACAUCAGAAAUAUCUCUUGCUGGUUUGUUUAUGAAUGAGUUGUGCAAAAAUUUACCAAAAAGGGUUUGUGCUGUAAGUCGCUGUUACAGGGCAGAGGUGUCAGCUACUGAGGAGGAGCAGGGCAUUUACAGAGUCCACCAGUUUACAAAGGUUGAGAUGUUUGGCGUAACAAAGAAAGGACAGGGAGAUGAUCUUCUUCAAGAGUUUUUAGAGACAGAAAAACAAUUAUUUUUGAAUUUAGGAUUACAUUUUAGAGUGCUAGAAAUGCCUACACAUGAACUUGGGGCACCUGCUUACAGGAAAUUUGAUAUAGAAACUUGGAUGCCUUCUAAACAAUUCUGGGGAGAGAUAUCAAGUGCCUCAAAUUGCACAGAUUAUCAGAGCAGAAGACUUAACAUCAAAUACAGAGACCCCAACAAGGAAGGACCUGUUCAUGUUGAAACUGUUAAUGGCACAGCCUGUGCAGUACCAAGAUUAAUCAUGGCGAUUAUUGAGAAUUACCAACAAGAGGAUGGCAGUGUAGCUGUCCCAGAGGCCUUACAACCUUACAUGUCAGGACAAACUUGUCUACAGAGGUCACCAAUCAAAGGAAAAAUGAAGUUUGUCCAAGGAAAGUUCUCAAGAUAGACAGCUCAUUUUAU